Exophiala dermatitidis NIH/UT8656 is the source of this 1464-nucleotide messenger RNA. RefSeq names its product retrograde regulation protein 2. Bases 1 to 1464 code for a protein of 487 amino acids. Lineage: Eukaryota; Fungi; Ascomycota; Eurotiomycetes; Chaetothyriales; Herpotrichiellaceae. Gene Ontology annotation, molecular function: transmembrane transporter activity. The transcript is spliced from 5 exons. The record is from RefSeq and is a predicted model, not a curated record. Gene Ontology annotation, biological process: transmembrane transport. Gene Ontology annotation, cellular component: membrane.
AUGACUCCCUCCAUCAAGAAAGAAACCAUCACCAAGGACAUCGAAGCCGAACCGGUGUGCCAGGAGGUUGAGGAGAGAUGGAACGACUCGGCGCUGGUCAAGCGCUUCAAGCGGAAGGCUGACUUCAUCCUGCUGCCGAUUUUGACCUUUGCAUAUCUCGUCAAUUCCCUCGACCGAAGCAACCUCUCCAAUGCGCAUACGGCCAAUCUUGAAAAAGACCUGGGCCUGGUCGGAAACCAAUACAACCAGGUUCUGACCUACUAUCAGAUCCCCUUCGUUGUGUUUGGACCCUUUGCCACACUAUGCACCAAACGCUUCGGAGCCAAGUGGUCCAUCACCACUAUGCUCCUCGGAUUCGGCAGCGCAUCGCUGGCGACGGGCUGGGUGAAACACUUCCACACCCUGGUCGUCUGCCGCGUGUUUGUCGGUCUCUUUGAAUCUGGGUUCCUGGCAUCCAUUAUCUACUAUCUCUCCAUCUGGUACACCAGGAAGGAACUUGGAACCCGUCUGGGAAUCUUCUAUGCUGCCUUGACCGCCUCGUCUGCCUUUGGCGGCCUGCUGGCAUUUGGCAUGUUCCAGAUCGAUACUGGACAUUACUUCCGCUGGAGCUACCUUUUCUUCCUCGAAGGCGGUUUGACCCUCUGCUGGGCCAUCGUCAUCUUCUUCGCUCUUCCAUCGGAUACACAGUCCGCGUGGUUCUUGAGCGACGCAGAGAAGCAAGUGGCAGUACGCCGUCUCCAAGUGGACUCGGUGCAAAAUCUGGAGCAAAAAUUCAACCUCAAGGAAGCACUGUCCGAAUUCACCACAUUCCAUGGCUACCUUCGCUGUGUGUUGGGUUUCGCAAUCGGCGUCGUCUUGACCUCGAACGCCAACUUUUUGGCGAUGAUUGUGGCCAGACUCGGAUACAGCACAGUCAAGACCAACUUGUAUACGGUUGCUCCCGCAUUGACAGGCGCCGUCUUCCUGGUGGCAUGGUGCAAGUCUUCGGAUUACUUCCGAGAGCGAGGUCUUCACAUUGCUGCGGCCGGUCUGCUCAGCUUGAUCGGCUACGUGAUUCUGGUUUCUAUCGGCACGGACCAAACGGGAGUUUUGUAUUUUGCCAUGUUUAUCUGUACCACGGGGGCAUAUCCUGCAACUCCACUCAACGCCGCUUGGGCUGUCGCCAACAUACCGAAUCUGAACGCCCGUGCUCUCACCAGUGGGCUCAUCAUUGCCUGCGCCAACUGCGGAGGGUUCCUGUCCAGCAACAUCUAUCUCCGAGAAGAAGCACCCAGAUACAUCACGGCUCUCAAUACAAAUAUUGGAAUGUGCAUCACCAUCUUGGUUCUCGCCGGAGGCUAUUCCUGCUGGAUGAGGUGGGAGAACCGCAAGCGGGACAAGGCGCAGAACGUCGUCCGUUCUCAAGCUUAUGUCACUGAGGGUGUUUCAAGCAUGAGGGAUGAAAGCUUCAGAUUCCAGGUGUAA